Paramecium pentaurelia is the source of this 378-nucleotide messenger RNA. NCBI's taxonomy places the organism in Eukaryota, Ciliophora, Oligohymenophorea, Peniculida, Parameciidae. The record is from the annotation of a GenBank genome assembly.
AUGCUUACUAGUAUAGAUGAUCAAUUCAUCUAAUGUGGAUCCAAUUCACUUCAUAUGUUGGUAAUGAUGAAGGUAGAUGUCAGAAAUCAAUGCUUUGAGAAUAUCAGAAUAAAGGAUACUUCUUUAAUUGGUGGUAACUUUUUUAGAUGUAAUAUGAAUGGAUCAGAAUUUGAGAAUGUGGAUAUCAGCGGAGUCAAUUUUAAUGGAGCUUAAAUGUUCAAUUGUAAAUGGAAGAACAUAAAAGUCCAUGAAUUGAAUAGGUUGGAUGGCCAUAGUAGUUGUGUAAAUUCAGUCUGUUUCUCUCCUGAUGAAAAUACAUUAGCUUCUGGUAGUAAUCACUUGUGGUUAAAAAUAUAACGAUCAUGUGACAAUAAUUGA